This is a messenger RNA of Ascochyta rabiei, 6987 nucleotides long. RefSeq names its product pre-mRNA-splicing factor 8. The record is from RefSeq and is a predicted model, not a curated record. The transcript has 2 exons. The coding region runs from base 1 to 6987 and encodes 2328 amino acids. Gene Ontology annotation, cellular component: catalytic step 2 spliceosome; U5 snRNP. Gene Ontology annotation, molecular function: protein binding; metallopeptidase activity; U6 snRNA binding. Lineage: Eukaryota; Fungi; Ascomycota; Dothideomycetes; Pleosporales; Didymellaceae. Gene Ontology annotation, biological process: spliceosomal tri-snRNP complex assembly; mRNA splicing, via spliceosome.
AUGCGGCAGAUGGUUGACCCCCAGGUCGCCAAGUUCGCGCAGAAGAAGAAGGACUGGCUGCGCCAACAGCGCCAGAGAUUUGGCGAGAAGCGCAAGGCUGGCUUCGUCGAGACACAGAAGGCAGACCUGCCCCCGGAGCAUCUGCGCAAGGUGUUCAGAGAUAUCGGCGACGUGUCACAGAAGAAGUUCACUACAGAUAAGCGGAGUUAUCUGGGCGCGCUCAAGUUCAUGCCUCACGCGGUAUUGAAGCUUCUGGAGAACAUGCCCAUGCCCUGGGAGAGCAGGCGAGAUGUCAAGGUCCUGUACCACACCAACGGAUGCUUAACCCUUGUCAACGAAGUACCGCGAGUCAUCGAGCCAGUCUUCCAUGCACAAUGGGCGGCUAUGUGGGUUGCGAUGAGAAAGGAGAAGAGCGACCGCCGCCACUUCAAGCGCAUGCGAUUCCCACCCUUUGACGACGAGGAGCCUCCGCUGUCCUACUCAGAAAACAUUGAGGAUGUCGAACCUCUGGAGCCGAUUCAAUUGGAGCUUGACGAAGAGGAGGAUGACCCAGUCGUUGAAUGGUUCUAUGAGCACCGACCUCUCCUAGAUACCCCACAUGUGAACGGACCGAGCUACGAGACAUGGAACCUCGACCUGCCACAGAUGGCCACACUGUACCGACUGAGCAGGCAGUUGCUCAGCGAUAUCGUGGACAAGAACUACUUCCACAUGUUCGACAUGAACAGCUUCUUGACAGCCAAGGCGCUCAACGUAGCGAUACCUGGAGGUCCCCGCUUCGAGCCCUUGUACAAGGACAUCGACCCCAACGAUGAGGACUUUGGCGAGUUCAACGCUAUCGACCGCAUCAUCUUCCGUGCGCCUAUUCGAACAGAGUACCGCGUCUCAUACCCUUUCCUCUACAACUCCCUCCCCCGUAGUGUCAAGCUGGCUUGGUACUCGUACCCUCAGGUUGUUUACGUCCACGCAGAGGAUCCCAGUCUGCCUGCCUUCUACUUUGACCCUAUCAUUAAUCCCAUCUCAUCACGAGCGGUAGCACCAAAGAACCUCUCUGUGAGCCACGAGGACCUGGUAUUUGGUGAUGGCGACGAAGAUGAUGAGGACGACUUCCAGAUGCCCGAGGACAUGGAGCCAUUUAUGGCUGAUGAGGAGUUGUCCACACCUGAGACCGCCUCAGCGAUCGCUUUGUGGUGGGCGCCCCAUCCUUUCGACAAGCGAUCAGGACGCAUGGUGCGCGCACAAGACGUGCCUCUGGUGAAGCAAUGGUACCUUGAGCACGUUCCCGGCGGUCAGCCGGUCAAGGUCCGAGUGUCGUACCAGAAACUUCUCAAGUCUUUUGUUCUGAACGAGCUUCACAAGAAGGAUCCUCAAGCACAGAGUAAGCAGAAUCUGAUGCGCACGCUGAAGAGUACGAAGUUCUUCCAGCAGACCAAGAUCGACUGGGUCGAAGCAGGUCUGCAGGUCUGCCGACAGGGCUAUAACAUGCUCAACCUCCUCAUUCACCGCAAGAACUUGACCUAUCUGCAUCUUGAUUACAACUUCAAUCUGAAGCCCGUCAAGACGCUCACCACAAAAGAGCGCAAGAAGUCACGUUUCGGAAACGCCUUUCACUUGAUGCGAGAAAUUCUUCGUCUGACCAAGCUCAUCGUCGAUGCGCAGGUCCAGUACAGAUUGGGCAACAUCGACGCUUUCCAGCUUGCGGACGGUAUCCUGUACGCCUUCAACCAUGUCGGUCAACUGACUGGUAUGUACCGAUACAAGUACAAGCUUAUGCACCAGAUCCGUUCUUGCAAGGAUCUGAAGCAUCUCAUUUACUACCGAUUCAACUCUGGGCCGGUUGGUAAGGGUCCUGGAUGCGGUUUCUGGGCUCCUGCCUGGAGGGUGUGGUUGUUCUUCAUGCGCGGUAUUAUCCCUCUUCUGGAGCGUUGGCUCGGAAAUUUGCUCUCACGUCAAUUUGAGGGCCGACACAGCAAGGGUGUUGCGAAGACGGUCACGAAACAGCGUGUAGAGUCCCACUUCGACUUGGAACUCCGUGCCGCUGUCAUGAGUGAUUUGAUGGACAUGAUGCCCGAGGGCAUCAAGCAGAACAAGGUCAAUACAGUCCUGCAGCAUCUUUCGGAAGCAUGGCGCUGCUGGAAGAGUAACAUCCCAUGGAAGGUGCCUGGCCUGCCUGCGCCAAUCGAGAACAUUAUUUUACGAUACGUCAAGAGCAAGGCCGAUUGGUGGAUUUCGGUUGCGCACUACAACCGAGAGCGCAUCCGACGAGGUGCGACUGUCGACAAGACCGUUGCGAAGAAGAACCUGGGUCGUCUGACGCGGUUGUGGCUAAAGGCUGAGCAGGAGCGUCAGCACAACUACAUGAAGGAUGGCCCCUACGUAUCCUCAGAAGAGGCUGUUGCCAUUUACACAACGAUGGUGCACUGGCUAGAGGCGAGGAAGUUCCAGCCAAUUCCGUUUCCGAGUGUUUCGUACAAGCACGACACCAAGAUCCUCAUUCUUGCCUUGGAGCGCCUGCGAGAAGCCUACUCAGUCAAGGGGCGCCUCAAUCAGAGCCAGCGUGAAGAGCUUGCCCUUAUCGAGCAGGCGUACGAUUCACCAGGAACGACACUCGCUCGUAUCAAGCGUUUCUUGCUGACACAGCGCGCGUUCAAAGAAGUCGGUAUUGACAUGAACGACAACUACAGCACCAUCAACCCAGUAUACGACAUUGAGCCUAUGGAGAAGAUCACGGAUGCCUACCUCGACCAGUAUUUGUGGUACCAGGCUGACCAGCGCCACCUGUUCCCCGCCUGGAUCAAGCCUUCCGAUUCUGAGGUACCUCCUCUUCUGACAUACAAGUGGGCUCAGGGUAUCAACAACCUCGAUCAAGUCUGGGAGCACGAAGACGGCCAGUGCAACGUCAUGAUCGAGACACAGCUGUCCAAGGUGUAUGAGAAGAUUGAUCUCACUAUGCUGAAUCGACUGCUCCGUCUCAUCAUGGACCACAACCUGGCUGACUACAUCACCGCCAAGAACAACGUCCAGCUCAACUACAAGGACAUGAACCACGUCAACGCUUAUGGUAUGAUCCGUGGUCUGCAGUUCUCUGGUUUCGUGUUUCAGUUCUACGGACUCGUCCUUGAUAUCCUCCUUCUUGGCCUGCAGCGAGCGAACGAAAUCGCUGGUGCGCCGGAGAGCCCCAACGACUUCCUGCAAUUCAAAGACAAGGAGACUGAGGUCCGUCACCCCAUCCGACUCUACACCAGGUACAUCGAUCGCAUUUGGGUCUUCUUUAGGUUCACAGCCGAUGAAUCGCGUGAUCUGAUUCAGCGGUUCUUGACCGAAAACCCUGAUCCUAACUUCGAAAAUGUGAUUGGAUAUAAGAAUAAGAAAUGCUGGCCUCGCGACUCCAGGAUGCGCCUGAUGCGCCACGAUGUCAACCUCGGCCGCGCUGUAUUCUGGGACAUGAAGAACCGACUGCCACGAUCGGUUACCACUAUCGAGUGGGACGAUACUUUCGCUAGCGUCUACAGUCGCGACAACCCCAAUCUGCUCUUCUCGAUGAGCGGGUUUGAGGUUCGCAUUCUGCCCAAGAUCCGCAACCAGAGCGGCGAAUUUCCCGAGAAGGACAGUGUAUGGUCGCUUAUCGACAACGCAACCAAGGAGCGAACUGCGGUUGCUUUCCUGCAGGUGACGGAGGAAGACAUUGCGAAAUUCAACAACCGCAUCCGGCAGAUCCUGAUGUCUUCUGGUUCGACGACAUUCACGAAGAUCGCCAACAAGUGGAACACCACCUUGAUUGCAUUGUUCACAUACUACCGUGAAGCUGCAGUCUCGACCGUUAGCUUGUUGGACACCAUCGUCAAGUGCGAGACCAAGAUCCAGACUCGUGUCAAGAUUGGUCUCAACUCAAAGAUGCCUUCGCGUUUCCCUCCUGCUGUGUUCUACACACCCAAGGAGCUUGGUGGAUUGGGUAUGAUCUCCGGAUCUCACAUCCUGAUCCCUACAAGCGACAAGCGAUGGUCCAAACAGACCGACACUGGCGUCACGCACUACCGCGCCGGUAUGUCUCACGACGAAGAGACUCUCAUUCCCAACAUCUUCCGCUACAUCAUUCCGUGGGAGUCAGAGUUCCGCGACUCUCAGCGCGUGUGGAUGGAGUACUCGCAGAAGCGGCAAGAAGCACAGCAGCAAAACCGCCGAUUGACGCUUGAAGAUUUGGAAGAUAGCUGGGAUCGUGGUCUUCCUCGUAUCAACACACUCUUCCAGAAAGACCGCAGCACACUCAGUUUCGAUAAGGGUUUCCGCGCCAGGACUGAAUUCAAGAUUUACCAGCACAUGAAGAGCAAUCCAUUCUGGUGGACAAGCCAGCGCCACGAUGGAAAGCUUUGGAACCUCAAUGCGUACAGAACAGACGUAAUCCAGGCUCUAGGCGGUGUUGAGACCAUCCUCGAGCACACACUCUUCAAGGCGACGGCUUUCCCGUCCUGGGAGGGUUUGUUCUGGGAGAAGGCAUCAGGUUUCGAAGAGUCAAUGAAGUUCAAGAAGCUCACCAACGCCCAACGUUCCGGUUUGAACCAGAUUCCUAACCGCCGCUUUACCCUCUGGUGGUCACCGACAAUUAACCGGGCCAACGUCUACGUUGGUUUCCAGGUCCAACUCGAUCUGACGGGAAUCUUCUUGCACGGCAAGAUCCCCACGCUCAAGAUCUCGCUGAUCCAGAUCUUCCGCGCCCAUUUGUGGCAGAAGAUCCACGAGUCUGUUGUCAUGGAUCUGUGUCAGGUCUUCGACCAGGAGCUGGAGGCUCUUGGUAUUGAGACUGUGCAGAAGGAGACAAUCCAUCCCCGAAAGUCGUACAAGAUGAACAGCUCGUGCGCUGAUAUUCUGCUCUUUGCUAGCCACAAAUGGAGCGUCUCGCCGCCGUCUAUGCUUUACGACACCAAAGACACGAUGAGCUCCACGACGACGAACAAGUUCUGGGUCGACGUCCAAUUGCGAUACGGAGACUACGACUCUCACGACAUAGAACGAUACGUCCGUGCGAAAUACCUUGACUACACCCAGGACAGCAUGAGUAUCUAUCCUUCAGCGACCGGUCUCAUGAUUGGUAUCGAUCUGGCCUACAAUUUGUACUCGGCCUACGGACAGUACUUCCCCGGUCUUAAGCAGCUCAUCCAGCAAGCUAUGGCCAAGGUCAUGAAGGCCAACCCUGCGCUCUACGUCCUUCGCGAGCGUAUCAGGAAGGGUCUCCAGCUGUACGCUUCCGAGAGCAGCCAAGAGUUCUUGAACUCGCAGAACUACUCUGAGCUGUUCAGCAACCAGAUCCAGCUUUUCAUCGACGAUACGAACGUCUACCGUGUCACCAUCCACAAGACUUUCGAGGGUAACUUGACGACAAAGCCUAUCAACGGUGCUAUCUUCAUCUUCAACCCCCGAACUGGGCAGCUGUUCUUGAAGAUCAUUCACACGAGUGUAUGGGCUGGUCAAAAGCGUCUUGGUCAAUUGGCCAAGUGGAAGACCGCGGAAGAAGUCGCAGCUCUCAUUCGAUCUCUGCCCGUCGAGGAGCAGCCGAAGCAGCUGAUCGUCACCCGUAAAGGUCUGCUGGAUCCCCUCGAGGUCCACCUCCUUGAUUUCCCUAACAUCUCGAUUCGCGCAUCCGAACUUCAGCUGCCGUUCCAGGCGGCCAUGAAGGUCGAGAAGUUGGGUGACAUGAUCCUCCGAGCCACUGGACCUCAGAUGGUGCUUUUCAAUCUGUACGAUGAGUGGCUGAAGACGAUCUCGUCUUAUACCGCCUUCUCGCGUCUGAUUCUCAUCCUGCGUGCGCUGCACGUCAACAUGGACAAGACGAAGCUGCUCUUGCGCCCUGACAAAACAGUCAUCACACAGGAACAUCACAUCUGGCCAUCCCUGUCGGACGAGGAUUGGAUCAAGGUCGAGGUGCAGCUUCGUGAUCUCAUCCUGAACGACUACGGCAAGAAGAACAACGUCAACACAUCAUCGCUGACCAGCAGUGAAGUGCGCGACAUCAUCUUGGGUAUGGAGAUUUCAGCGCCUUCCAUGCAACGUCAGCAGGCUGCCGAGAUCGAUAAGCAGCAGGAAGAGCAGCAACAGUUGACUGCUGUCACCACCAAGACCCAGAACAUCCAUGGUGAGGAGAUGGUUGUCACCACCACUUCACAGUACGAGCAGGCUUCGUUCGCGUCGAAGACCGAAUGGCGCACAAGGGCUGUUGCGACGUCCAACUUGCGUACUCGUGCGAACAACAUAUACAUCAAUUCAGAAGAUGUCAAGGAAGAAGGCCACUUCACCUACGUCAUGCCGAAGAACGUCCUGAAGCGCUUCAUCACUAUCGCAGAUCUGCGUGUUCAGGUCGCCGGCUACCUGUACGGCAAGUCACCACCAGACAAUGACCAGGUCAAGGAAGUCAGCACCAUCGUCAUGAUCCCACAAGUCGGCAACACCCGCGAUGUCCAGUUGCCCAAGCAGCUUCCUCAGCACGAGUACCUCGACGGCCUUGAGCCUCUUGGUAUUAUCCACACCGUCAGCGGUAACGAGCCACCGUACAUGCAGGCCAGUGACGUCACCCAGCACGCACGUCUGAUGAACCAGCAUGCCACUUGGGACAAGAAGACUGUUUCCAUGACCGUCUCCUUCACGCCUGGAUCCGUGUCGCUUGCAGCUUGGGCGCUCACCCCUCAGGGCUACAAGUGGGGCGCUGACAACAAGGACACCAUGUCUGACAACCCGUCUGGCUUCAGCACCUCUUUCGGAGAGAAGUGCCAGCUCCUGCUUUCGGACAAGAUCCGCGGAUACUUCCUUGUGCCGGACAACGGCAUCUGGAAUUACAGUUUCAUGGGCAGCACGUUCGGCGCUGUCGAGAAGAAGCCAGUGCACGUCAAACUCGACACACCGGUCAGGUUCUACGACAGCAUCCACCGACCGCUGCAUUUCCACAACUUCGCUGAGCUGGAGGACGUCUGGGUCGAUCGCGAGAACCAGUUUGAGUAG